This is a messenger RNA of Dromiciops gliroides (monito del monte), 1329 nucleotides long. RefSeq names its product glial cells missing transcription factor 1 (gene GCM1). Gene Ontology annotation, molecular function: DNA-binding transcription activator activity, RNA polymerase II-specific; RNA polymerase II cis-regulatory region sequence-specific DNA binding. The record is from RefSeq and is a predicted model, not a curated record. Gene Ontology annotation, cellular component: nucleus. The coding region runs from base 1 to 1329 and encodes 442 amino acids. NCBI's taxonomy places the organism in Eukaryota, Metazoa, Chordata, Mammalia, Microbiotheria, Microbiotheriidae. The transcript has 5 exons. Gene Ontology annotation, biological process: gliogenesis; regulation of transcription by RNA polymerase II; cell differentiation involved in embryonic placenta development.
AUGACUAUGGAGCGUGAGGAGUUUGUUUCUCAGAACAGAGAAACAAUGAGUUGGGACAUCAAUGACAUGAAACUGCCACAGGAUGUGAAAACAACCGACUGGUUUCAGGAAUGGCCAGAUUCCUACGUGAAGCACAUCUACAGUUCAGAGGAUAGGAACGCGCAGAGGCACUUGAGCAGCUGGGCUAUGCGCAACACCAACAAUCACAACUCCCGCAUCCUGAAGAAGUCCUGCCUGGGAGUGGUCGUUUGUAGCCAGGACUGUUCUGCUGAGGAGGGGAAGAAAAUCUAUCUAAGACCAGCCAUCUGCGACAAAGCCCGGCAGAAGCAACAGAGAAAGCGAUGUCCUAACUGUAACGGGCCUUUGAAACUCAUUCCCUGCCGUGGCCAUGGGGGCUUCCCAGUCACCAACUUCUGGAGGCACGAUGGACGGUUCAUCUUUUUUCAGUCAAAAGGGGCACACGACCAUCCAAGACCAGAAACAAAACUAGAGGCAGAAGCAAGACGGUCAAUGCAGAAAUCCAACAUGGCAUCUUCUUCCUCUUCCACUGCCUCUCCAAAGCUGAAGAAGACCCCAGGGACAAAGUCCCUACCCGCUGAAACCCAAAGUCAAGAAAGUUUACCUUUAAGUUGGUCUUACCAGGAAGGCUUCCAAUUGCCCAGCAGUUUGAAUGGGCAUUUAAUAGAUAACAUGCCCCAGAAGAAGUCAAUGAAUAAUUGCCUUUCACUGACCAAGAGUUAUUAUUUUGGAAGAGCCCCUCAGCUUGUAGAGCCCUUGGAGGACUCUGGUCCCACUAAAUUCUAUGAGAAAUGCAAACUGACGGCGAGUCGGAUUUGCACCAGUGGAGAAUUGCUUCAACCAUCUCUCCCUGCAGUCUACUCGGAUUAUGGAGAUUUUCAGAACUGGAAUAGGAAUACAGGUCUGGGGGGACCUCCCCAUCAUGACAGUUACUAUCCUGGCUAUCCUUUUCCUUUGACCAGUUGGCCUUGUGACCUCUCCCCAACACUGAGCUGCAUGGAAGCCAGCAAUCAGCAGCUGCCCAGUGAGAUGUCAGUUGUCAAAGCUAGCUACCACCCAUUCAGGCCUACCUCAGCCCUGUCUGGUAGCGACCUAUAUGAAGAGAAGCUGCACAUGGAUUUUAAUGGCUAUUUCCCCACUGCUAGGUACCACUUCCCUCAGGAAGACCCUUUUCUCCUCAGCUACACCCCCCACCACCAGUACUCACUUCCAGCUAAAGGGGGCAAAUGGGACUUUGAUGAAGAAGUGAAAUUCAUGAAUUUGGAUCAUGACAACAAUGAAACGUGUCUAAACAUCUAUCCUUUAAGAUGA